AUGGCUAAUAUCUCUUUCCCAUUUUGGUUUGUAGGUGUGCCAGCUGCGGGAGAUUUUACGGCCGAAGCUAUCAACUCUACGUCCAUCCGUGUGAUUUGGCGGAAACCUUCCAAGGAAUAUAAAGACGAGUACCUUCUUACCAUCUACGAUCACGGUUCUACAACGAACUAUACGCUUCGGGAGACAGAUACCAUCAUUAGCGAUCUGGAUGUGUUUAGUAUUUACAACCUCACUCUGCGAGCCUUUUGGGCCGAUGGCACACCGGUUUCUGCUGUCGCGGCGACUACCAUAGACAAUCUAUUUCCGGAUGAACUGCUUGUAAGAGAUUUUACUGCCUGGGCUAUGAGCUCUACCACCAUUCGUGUGAGGUGGCAGAAACCAAUUCGAUCCGCGGAAUUUCGUACCCAAUAUAUACUCGUCGUCUCAAAUGCGACCCAUGAGGAGAGGUUUGACGUGGAGGAGACCGAGAAAACCUUCACCGGCCUGAAUCCUUCCACUAUUUACAGCUUCACUGUGCAAGCCAUUUGGAAAAAUGGCAAAAGCGUUCGUUGGCAUGCCUUCGCGUCCGCAAAAACCCUCCCUGCCGGUUUUCAAUUCAAGUACUUCCUUCCCGUUGUAGGUCAACAGAGGAGCUAUGAGCUGGAGAACACAGAGGAAACCGUAAACAGCCUGGCGCCUGCCACCAUUUACAAUUUCACGGUGCAGGCCAUUUGGAAAAGUGGCCUACCCGUUCGCACUGCCGCCUUCGCGUCCACACGAACCCUCCCUGCCGGCUUGUAA
Dibothriocephalus latus is the source of this 780-nucleotide messenger RNA. The record is from the annotation of a GenBank genome assembly. NCBI's taxonomy places the organism in Eukaryota, Metazoa, Platyhelminthes, Cestoda, Diphyllobothriidea, Diphyllobothriidae.